Didymodactylos carnosus is the source of this 1530-nucleotide messenger RNA. NCBI's taxonomy places the organism in Eukaryota, Metazoa, Rotifera, Eurotatoria, Philodinida, Philodinidae. The record is from the annotation of a GenBank genome assembly.
AUGUUUAGUGGUGGUAAUUCAUUUAAACUUCCUUAUGCACCUUCCGAAUUUAUGGAUUCUAAUGUUCUCGAUUCAUUAUUUGAUUCAACAACUUCAGUUUCUUCUACAACAUCAUCUUCUUCAAGAACAAAAGAAUCAUUUCAAAAACGAUUAUUAAAACGAAAACGAAAACCUACACAACUACCUAUGUUAGAUCCUGAUACCGUUAGUUUACGUAGUCUUGAAGAAUUUGUUGGUGAUUUACGUAAAACUAAUAAACGUUUAUCUCUACCACGUUUAAGUUCAGUAUCAGAAUUAUUAAGUCCAAUGCGUGAUCGUGUUUUAAAUAUUAUGUGUACACAAAAAUCAACAACAACAAUACAUCAAGAUUUAAAAUUACAAACAAAUAAAAAAUCAUUAUUACCAACAUCGGCAAUAAAAAAAUUUCGCUGUUCAACAUGGUCAGAAACAUGUGACGAAACAUUGAAACAGACAAUGAGUGAACAUGAAGUAGAACGUCAAAACGUUAUUUAUGAAUUGAUUUCAGAAGAAGAAAAAAUAGUAGAAAAUUUAGGUUUAGCACAAAGAGUUUAUAGAAAUGGAAUGAAAACAUUAAAUAUUUUAUCAGACGAUGAAUUGAAAAAAAUAUUUGGACCAUUAGAAGAUAUACUCCCGCUUCAUGAAGACCUAUUAUAUCGUCUUAAACCAAAAUAUGGCGCGUCUAUUGAUGCUGUUGGGAAUAUUUAUUUAGAAUGGUUUCAACGUAUUCGCUCAUCAUAUGUAUCUUAUUGUUCAAAUUUAAUAAAUGCAAAAGAAUUACUUGAUCAAAAACGACAAAAUGUUCGAGUUGAAGAUUAUUUACAACGUUGUACAGAUUCUGGAUUUAGUAGAAAAUUAGAUCUAUGGGAUUUUUUAGAUCAACCAAGAUCACGACUUAUGAAAUAUCCAAUUGUGUUUAAACGAAUACAGAAAAGAACAAAAGAUGGCCAUGAAGACAAACGUAUUUUAUUAGAAACAAUUAAUUUUGUUGAAGAAUUGAUUGAUGAUGUUAGUCAAGCAAUAUCAGCAGCAUUAUGUACAAAUGUUAUACAGAGACUUAUUUAUACAAGCGAUGAACAGAAAAAUUCUCUAAUUAAUAAACAAACAAAAUUAUUGUGUCAAGGAGAAUUGAAAAAUACACGGGGACAAAAAUUACAUGUAUUUCUAUUUGAAGAAAUAUUAUUAUUUACACGAAUUGCUACACGAAAUGAUGUUAAAUGUUACCAAUUAACAAAUUAUCCAAUUCCGAUUGAAUUACUAUUAAUUGAAGAUUUAGAAGAUGGAUGUAAAAUACAAGAAUUAAAUACGGGAAGUUUUAGUCGAACACUAAGUGGAACAAAACAAGCACGCAAUGUGUUUCGUUGUUCAACAAUUGAAAAUAAUUCAAGUGACGGUCGUAUAACAUCAAUUACUUUACAAGCACGCGAUGUUUAUGAUAAACAACAAUGGAUUCAAGCAUUUAAAAAUGUUAAAAAUAUUGUCGAAAUAACAAAAAAUUCAAUUCUUAAAUAA